CAGUGGCACUAUGCAAAAUAGUGUUUUGAAGAUCUGUUUAGUCAUGAUUGGGCCGGCAGGUUGCCUAGUGGUUAGAGAGUUGGGCUUGUAACUGAAAGGUUGCUGGAUCGAAUCCCUGAGCUGACAAGCUCACCGUUGGAAGCUCCCGACACAAUGAUUGCUCAAGGAUAUCCAAAGUCUAUUGAUGGUUAAACAUUAAUCAUUGUAAUAUAAUGCUCUACAGAGAAAAGGAAAGAGUUUGACUUAUCUUCAACAGACUCUCCAUUUUAAACAUGCUGUGGCAGCAUACAGGCCUACCGCCUGGGAUGAUGGAACACUACCACUCAACCCCCACUGCAACUCUUCUGCAGUAAAACCUCGCAAUCCCAAGUACUUCUCUGCAGCUGCCACCACAACCUCUACUUUCUUUAACUAACGUUCCAUUUCUGCAGUAGAGUUUGACAACCACAGCUAUGGACGCUAAGAAACCCACCUCACUGAAGCACAUAUUAUUCCUAUCACUGUCCAUUGGCCUACUCACCGGAAUCCUCUCAGUAUCCCUUGCCUUCAGCAUGACAACUUCUGUACUACUCUGACCCUGGCAACCUCAACCUGCUAUUCUCUCACCAGACACAUCCAACUGCCAGCACCAUGGGCACCCUCACAGCUAACACACAGCUAACACAACUAUACAUUCCUUCGUCUCAUGCGCUCCUGCACGUCUAGGAAUCUCCUUCCUACACACUGCUGCAACAUGACCAUAAGCUUGACACCUUUAACAACGUAAUGGGUUCGGGACAAAAGCUCUCACGGGAUUACUGACACAUCCUAACUUAACUUUGUCGGGUAAAGACUCCGCAAAAAAACUCAUCAGGACAGACAGUCUUCUCUGUCAGCAUGCUCUCCACCAGGUCUGCUUCGCACCAAAUGGCAGGUGUCAAAUAGACCAGGAAUCUUCCAUUUCAAUUGCUCCUCAACACUUAAUGCCACCCAGUUAUAACUCCGUUCAAUGGCACCCUGCUCCGGAGUUCUUGUCCCUAAUCGCUUGUUUCGGAGUGCCCGCUCCCUCUGGACAAAAAGACCAUCACGAGUCUACCUCAAGUUACUUUCAUCAACUCAGCAGUCCCCAACCUCUUCUCCACACAACCUGACACCCCACAUGGAUCCGCCAGAAGGCAAGGAUCCAUUCUCUCCAAAGAUCUCACUCAAACUCAUCCUCAUCAUCAUUGGGAUGAGGCUCAACCUCAACCAUCUUCACCACACCUGCCACCGCAGGUGCAUCAUGGGACCUUUGAUCCAGCAAGUCUGUUUGUUAACAUUCCUCAUCCUCUUUAAUGCCUGUUCAUCUGUUGCAGAUAUGCAGCUUGUUGUCCCUCCUGACCCUGUAGUUACCUCUACUGGUCAUGAUGUCAUCCUUCCCUGUCACCUGUCUCCUCAAACCAGUGCUGUUAACAUGGAAAUCAGGUGGUUUAAGGAAGGAGAAUUCGCUAACCCCCUGUACCUGUAUUUGGGUGGAAAGGUAACAGAGGGGAAAGGCUAUGAGGGUAGAGUGAGUGUGUUCACUCAGGAGUUGGAGAAAGGCAAUAUAUCAUUGCUGCUGAAUAAUGUCAUGGCUUCUGAAAGGGGAAGCUACAAAUGCCAAGCCAGCUACUUGGACUGGAUUCAGGAACUGCCUGUUGUUCUACAGGUUAAACAGCAGGGCAGUGUCCCCAGGAUCUCCAUGAGGAAGCACCACAGAGUGUUCAUCCAGCUCAGCUGCAGUUCAGAGAACUGGUACCCAGAGCCUGACAUGUUGUGGACAGACAGCAGUGGGAAGGAGAUCACCUCAGCAGAGACAGAGAGGCCCAAACAGAAGGAGGGGGGUGUCCUGUACUCCAUAUCCAGUCACAUGAGGAUAAGGAUGGACCAACUGGAGGGGGUCACAUGUGUGGUGAUGUCACAGUACCAGGGAACCAAGAUGGAGUCUAAACUGCAGAUGACUGAGGAAUUCUACAUGAGCAGUCUGCCUGACAGGGUGUACAUCUCUGCAUUUAUGAUUCCUGUGUUUCUGGGACUGCUGUGUAUCACUGCAUCUGUGCUCUCCUUAUUCCAUCAGAGACGAGUUGUUCGAGAAACACUGAAGCCUUUGGAUGAUAUGAAUAAAAAAUUAAAAGCUAUGGAUCAAGAGCUCAUCAAAAAGACAGAGGAAGUCACUUAUAAGGAUAAGUUAAUGGGAAUUACUGAAACAAUCCCAGACUCUGUUUGGAGCUUGAUGGUUGAUCAUGCAGUGGAUGUGACUUUCGACCCUGACACUGCCCAUCUCAGACUCUCUUUAUCUGAUGAUAACAAAUCUCUCAAAUUUGGAGAAUUAAAAGAAAAAAAAGAUUGUGAGAAUUUCAAAGGAAGCAGCAGCAUGAAGUUUGAAGAAGAACACAAAGAAGAAGACACAGGGUGGUUUGGAGGAAAACCUACAGAACAAAGUAUGUUAAAUAUUUCAGGAAAAGAUAAAGACAAGAAAACUGGAUUCUUUAACAGGAAGAUGAAAAAAGGACAAAACAAAGAAGUUACUCUGAAGACUGAGGAAGUACGCAAAGAUGAGGCCACUGAGAAUUUAGAAGAAAAAUGCAAAUGCACUAAAAACAAGUUUAAAUAUAAUCAAUGUGUCUUGGGAGUGGAAGGAUAUGACAAAGGUACACAUUACUGGGAGGUUGACCUGGGGAAGAAGAGCCAGUGGAGUGUUGGGAUCGCUCAGGACACAGAGAAGAGAGACAACAUCCAAAUGUAUCCAGACACUGGCUUCUGGAGCAUAUGUUACAAAGAUGGAGAACUGAAAACAGUUGAACAGUCUCCCACUUUCCUUCCCAUUGAACUGAAACCUGAGAAGCUGGGAGUUUUAGUGGACUAUGAAGGGGGACAGAUAACAUUUUUCAAUGUGGAGAAGAAAUGCCACAUCCACUCCUUCUAUGGCAAGUUUUCUAAGAAACUCUAUCCGUUCUUUGGUCCUUUGAUUGAUUGUAAAGAGGAACUCAAAAUCUCACCUGUCGUACAAAGAGACAAACCCUCAACCUCUGAGAACUGUUAG
Messenger RNA from Salvelinus namaycush (lake trout), 3040 nucleotides. RefSeq lists its product as uncharacterized. The coding region runs from base 989 to 3040 and encodes 683 amino acids. The transcript is spliced from 13 exons. Gene Ontology annotation, molecular function: protein binding. NCBI's taxonomy places the organism in Eukaryota, Metazoa, Chordata, Actinopteri, Salmoniformes, Salmonidae. The record is from RefSeq and is a predicted model, not a curated record.